This is a messenger RNA of Malurus melanocephalus (red-backed fairy wren), 470 nucleotides long. Its product is annotated as 60S ribosomal protein L18-like. Gene Ontology annotation, biological process: translation. Gene Ontology annotation, molecular function: structural constituent of ribosome; RNA binding. The record is from RefSeq and is a predicted model, not a curated record. The coding region runs from base 83 to 376 and encodes 97 amino acids. The transcript is spliced from 3 exons. Gene Ontology annotation, cellular component: ribosome; cytosolic large ribosomal subunit. NCBI's taxonomy places the organism in Eukaryota, Metazoa, Chordata, Aves, Passeriformes, Maluridae.
CGGUGCGAACAGGAAGUUCCGCCAGUAUCCCAUAACCCCCCGCGCGGCCGCGCUCUCUCCUUCUCUCCGUGACGCCGCCGCCAUGGGCAUCGAUAUCCGCCACGAUCGGGACCGAAAAGUGCGGCGGAAGGAGCCCAAGAGCCAGGACAUCUACCUGAGGCUGCUGGUCAAGCUGUACCGGUUCCUGGCGCGCCGCACCAACGCUCCGUUCAACCACGUGAUCCUCAAGCGCCUCUUCAUGAGCAGAACCAACCGCCCCCCGCUGGCGCUGUCCCGCCUGGUGAGCCCCAAAAUCCCGGGAAUUUACCCCAAAAUAUCGGGAAUUUAUCCCGGAAUUCCUGGGGUAUGGCUGAGCCCCGAAAUCCCGGGAAUUUAACCCAAAAAAACCCGGGAAUUCAUGAGCAGAACCAACCGCCCCCCGCUGGCGCUGUCCCGCCUGGUGAGCCCCAAAAUCCCGGGAAUUCACCCCA